Molecule: messenger RNA, 1025 nt
Organism: Bombina bombina (fire-bellied toad)
Lineage: Eukaryota; Metazoa; Chordata; Amphibia; Anura; Bombinatoridae
Gene: ASIP
Product: agouti signaling protein
Exons: 4
Coding region: 327-704 (125 amino acids)
Biological process (GO): hormone-mediated signaling pathway; melanosome organization; positive regulation of melanin biosynthetic process
Cellular component (GO): extracellular region
Molecular function (GO): melanocortin receptor binding; neuropeptide hormone activity
Source: RefSeq, a predicted model, not a curated record
UGAAGUAUUGAAGACUCCCAGUUUGAGUUAUAUUCUGAUCCAUUGCUACAGUGAGAAAACAACUGCCAGUCUGGGAAUGCUCUGUUUCUUGUUAACAGUUCACAGCCUUUGGAACUAUUUUUGCAUGCUGCACAAGGAUAUAUUUUACAUUUCUUCAAUAACUCCUAAAAGACAAUCCUGAGAUCCCUCCUCCAGCUUUCAUUCAGAAUUCAGCUGCACAAGAAUCUUAACCCUUUUUUACAGUAGCACAGACCUAAGAGAAAUUCAACUAAAACUGCAAGUAUCGUUCAAGCCUCUACUUAAAACCUUUUGCUGAGUCUCCAGACAUGAAACGGUUGUCCUUCCUUCUGCUCUUUAUAAACCUCUCAGUGCUGGUUCUAUCUCACAUUAUGCUAGAAGAAAAGAAGGAAAACACUAAAAGCGGAGGUGUAAUCCGGUUCCCUGAGCUGCUUCCUCCUAUCUCUAUAGUGGAUUUGACAAAGACUUCAAGGAGGGUAAGCAGGAUGGAUGCAGAAAAGAAUAAAUUAGCAAAGAGGAAGCUUUUACCAAAAAAGAAGUCAAGACCACCUCCUCCAUCAAACUGUGUGCCGCUUAAGUCCAGCUGUAAGCCCCCUGCCCGUCCCUGUUGUGACCACUGCGCCAUCUGUUAUUGUCACCUUUUCCAGACCAUUUGCUACUAUAAGAUGGGCUACCCAGACUGCUGAAGGAGAGAAGGAGGACUGUAUAGAGUGAAAAGUACCAUUACACAAAAUAGUAUUUAAAAAAAUGUUUGUUUGUUUGUUUUUUGCCAUGGAACACAACAUUAUUAGAUGACAUGCUCAUUUGUUAUUCUGGAGUUGAUAAAUGCUCCUGUAUAUAAAAUGGCACAGGGUCUGUGGAUUUUUUUUUGCAUAAUUAAAUACACAAUUUUGUGGUUUAUGUUUUAGAAGAUUCACUAAAAAUGUGAUGACUAUAAAAUAGUAAUGUUGCCCUUCAUAUGCUGCUGUUUUGGAUAAGUUUUAUAAGCUGUGAUCACAAUAAGGAUA